Molecule: messenger RNA, 984 nt
Organism: Symbiodinium sp. CCMP2456
Lineage: Eukaryota; Dinophyceae; Suessiales; Symbiodiniaceae
Source: the annotation of a GenBank genome assembly
AUGAAGAAGAUUGGUGCUUUGUUUGCACAGCUGCUGGUUUCGACAAGUUCAACGCUGGUCUCCAGAGGCGUAGUGAAGUUUGGACCCGGGAAUUGUGUAUCUGCGUGGGUCGGGGAGGCUUCGCAUUGCGUUGUACGCACGGCCUGUGGGGCCCAGCCAGCUUUUGCAGCAUAUGCAAUCCGUGUCGUUUGUGUUGACGAGGAUGGUGGCAGAGUGCUACACACGUUCCAGCAGGGCGGUUUCGAUACAGAGGAGACCUUCGACACAAACAUCAAAUGCCACCGGGUUGAAACUGGUGACUCGGUCCAGGUACCCCAGUUGUCUGUAGCAGCGACCAGCAAAGGGACUGCAGGCUCUGCUGCAGGAGCCCAGCACUGGACCGCUGCCGCGGGUGCUGCAGCAAAUGAAGCUGCCUCACAACACCUGAGCAAGCUGGAGAGCCAGGUGCAGUUGCUGACAAGCAAUGAGAUUGAGAUGAAGCGUGAAAUCGAGGAGCUGCAGGCGAGGCUCAAUGGAUCCGAAUCCCGGGCGCUCCGUGGAAGAACAGAGGAAGGAUCGCGCAGCAACACACAAGCCUUGGACAGCGUCGCAGCCACCCUCGCUGCUGUGAGUGCUCCGAAUCCGCAGAGCCAGCAGAACCUCGCUGGUCACGCACACCCUGCGAAACCGGCGCCGUCUGCGAUGCAGCCCGCAGCGCUUGCAUCGCGUGUACACAUCACAGCGGCAAGCCCCAGCACUGCCAAGCCAAUAGCAGCUCCGGCCACAGUGGCGGCAUUCGCCGUACAAGAUCCGACAAUAGCAGCAUCUGCAGAGAACGCGGCUCAGGAGGCGGAGAAGGCGGCAGCGGAGGCAGAGUUGGAAGCACAAGGUGCGCAGUCUCUGGCGCCGGUUAAGCUGACGGGCAGCGGUGCAAAGGAAGACUUGGAGGAUGAGAAGCUCGUGAGUCUCAUGGACGAUGGGGACACAGGCGACGAUGCGCCAUGA